Messenger RNA from Periconia digitata, 5077 nucleotides. The record is from the annotation of a GenBank genome assembly. Lineage: Eukaryota; Fungi; Ascomycota; Dothideomycetes; Pleosporales; Periconiaceae.
GCGCACCUACCAAAUCAGCUCGUCAUGUCGAAAAGCGCCAUGUCAACAGAUUCAUCUAUCUCAGAAAAGAAUGAGGACUGGCGGUUGCAGGAUCAAGAGGUGGCGGCCCAAGAGCCAAAAGAGUACGAGCCUAUUGUGAGCGAGCCCGCGGAGACCGCUAAAGUGGAAGAGGACCUCCAGCAAGCACACGCGGACAGAAUCACCGGCAAUGAUAAGUUGCAGACUAUCAACUCAAGAGGUCAUCUUUCAAGAUUGCAGAGCACCACGAGCGGGGUUACAGAGUUCAGCGACGAGCUUUCUAGCUCCAAGAGUACCGCGGUCAUCCGGAAGAAAUGGUACAAGAGAGCGAAUCCGCUCAAAUGGGGCGCUAAACCACCCGUUCCAGAAACGAGGGGGGUGUCGGCUGAGUACAGAGCUGGGUUUAUGAGUCGGCUCACCUUUCAAUGGAUGGCACCUUUGAUGGUGGUUGGAUACAAGCGACCACUCGAACAUAACGAUUUAUGGACCGUCAAUCCAGACAGAAGCUGCGAUGCCAUGGUCGAACGGUUACAAGCAUCAUUCAAGAGGCGGAGAGAUGCGGGAUAUCCCCGCCCGCUCCUGGGUGCACUUUACGACACGUUCAAGGUCGAAUUUCUCCUCGGCGGUCUCUUCCAGCUUAUUGCCAGCAUAAUCCAGUCCGUCGCCCCCUACGUUCUCCGCUACCUCAUCGACUUCGCAUUAAGGGCGUGGCUUGCGCAACGCACUGGACAACCGGGACCACCUAUCGGCGAGGGAAUUGGCAUAGUCAUUGGGAUUACGGCCAUGCAGUUCACGCAAAGUCUCAUGACGAAUCAUUUCAUGUAUCGCGGUAUGAUGGUGGGUGGACAGGCGAGAGCGGUUCUGAUCUCCAUCAUUUUCGACAAAGCUAUGAAACUCUCAGGCCGAGCGAAAGCGGGCGGACAAGCCGUCUUGGAAGCCCCUCCCCCGGAUAUUCAGCCAGGCAGCGAGGCGGAAAAGAAAUGGUACAAAAAGAUACUCAAGAAGAAACAGAAAGAGGCACAGGCGCCUAAGACGCAGGGCGAUGUAUCCGGAGAUGGUCAAGGUUGGGGUAACGGAAGGAUCAUCAACUUGAUGUCUGUCGAUACCUACCGAGUCGAUCAAGCUUCUGGAUUUUUCCACAUGAUAUGGACCUCACCAAUCGCCAUCCUCGUUACCACAGCGCUGCUUCUGGUAAAUCUGACAUACAGCGCUCUCCCCGGUCUCGGUCUCCUCAUCCUGACGAUGCCCCUACUAGGUCGCGCAGUGCGAUCGCUUUUCCGCCGACGAAUGGCCAUCAACAAGAUCACGGAUCAACGUGUAAGUCUAACUCAGGAAAUCAUCCAAGCCGUUCGCUUCGUCAAGUAUUUCGGCUGGGAGAACAGUUUUCUGGAACGCGUCAACGAUAUUCGAAAGCGCGAGAUCAAGGGCGUUCAGGUGUUACUCGCCAUUCGAAACGGCAUCAUGUCCGUUGGCAUGUCGAUGCCCGUCUUCGCCUCCAUGUUGUCCUUCAUCACGUAUUCUUUGACCGACCACGGUCUUAACCCAGCGCCCAUCUUCUCCUCGCUUGCGCUUUUCAACUCGCUGCGUAUACCGCUCAACUUCCUCCCAUUGGUCAUUGGCCAGGUCAUUGAUGCGAAUGCAUCGGUGAAGCGCAUCCAGGAGUUCUUGCUGGCCGAGGAGGCUCAAGAGACCGCGGAAUGGGACUACAACGCCAAGGACGCCGUCACGAUGAAGAAUGCAGAUUUCACAUGGGAACGACAUCCCACGAGGGACGAAGAUGACGCUCCAAAGAAAGGCCCCGGCGGUGGUCCCCGUGCAAAGAAACCAACUCGCAAAGACAAGAAAGAGCAGAAGAAGAAGGAGAAGGAGGAUAAGCGUGCGAGCGUGAACUCCACUGUACCUGAGAUGAAAGGGGGGGAGGAGGAAGAGCCAUUUAAAAUGAAGGGACUGGAUAUCUCGAUAGGCCGCAAAGAGCUGGUCGCUGUCAUCGGGAGUGUGGGAUCUGGAAAGAGUUCGUUUUUGGCGGCGCUCGCAGGCGAUAUGAGGAAGACACAGGGAGACGUCACGAUUGGUGCCUCUCGAGCAUUCUGUCCGCAGUACGCUUGGAUUCAAAAUGCAACAGUACGAGAGAACAUUGUCUUCGGCAAGGAGUUUAGACCGGAGUGGUACAGCCAAGUCGUAGAGGCCUGCGCGCUGCGGCCGGACCUUGAAAUGUUGCCCAACGGCGACGGCACUGAGAUUGGCGAGCGCGGUAUCACGGUAUCUGGUGGGCAGAAGCAGCGCAUGAACAUCGCCCGUGCUAUCUAUUUCGACGCCGAUAUUGUGCUUAUGGACGACCCGCUUUCCGCCGUCGACGCUCACGUCGGCCGUCAUAUCAUGGACAACGCUAUUUGCGGCCUCCUAAAAGACAAGUGCCGCAUCUUGGCUACGCAUCAACUCCAUGUUCUAAAUCGUUGCGAUAGGAUCAUCUUGGUAGACGAUGGUGAGGUAAAGGCCAUUGACACAUUCGACAACCUGAUGGCGCACAAUGCAGAUUUCCAGCAGCUCAUGACUAUGACUGCAUCCGAGGAAGACAAGAAAGAGGAAGAUGGCGUCGACGAGGAUGAGCGUGAGACCGAGAAGAAAUCAGCGCAGAAGACAAAGAAGAAAAAGAAGAAGCCUGCGGCCGCUCUGAUGCAGGAGGAAGACCGCGCGGUGAAGAGUGUGGAAUGGGAUGUCUGGAUCGCGUACCUCAAAGCUGGAGGUGGAUUGUGGAUUGGGCCGUUUGUGCUUCUUCUCUUGAUCCUCUCGCAGGGUGCCAAUAUCAGUACCAGUCUGUGGCUGUCGUGGUGGACAUCGGACAAAUUUGGGUACAGUGAGGGCGUAUACAUCGCUGUCUACGCUUGUCUAGGCUUCUCGCAGGCGCUCAUGAUGUUCAUGUUCUCCAUUGCUGUAUCGGUAUUUGGCACAGAAGCCGGCAAAGUCAUGCUUCAUCGUGCCAUCUACCGUGUGCUCCGCGCUCCCAUGUCCUUUUUCGACACCACACCGCUUGGCCGGAUCACAAACCGUUUCUCAAAGGAUAUUGAUGUCAUGGACAACACCCUCACCGAUGCGAUUCGCAUGUACUUUAUGACGCUGGCCAUGAUCAUCUCCGUCUUCAUCCUGAUCAUUUCGUACUAUUACUACUAUGCGAUAGCGCUCGGGCCGCUGUUCCUCGUCUUCAUGUUUUCAGCUGCGUACUACCGAGCGUCCGCUCGCGAAGUCAAGAGACAUGAGUCGGUGCUACGCAGUAGCGUAUUCGCGAGGUUCAGCGAAGCCGUCCAGGGCACACCGACCAUUCGGGCGUACGGGCUACAGCAGCAGUUUUCCAAAUCGGUGCGCGAUUCCAUCGACGACAUGAACAGCGCGUACUACUUGACCUUUGCCAACCAGCGCUGGCUCAGCGUGCGACUAGACGUGAUUGGUAUCCUGCUUGUCUUCACGACUGGUAUUCUGGUGGUGACGUCGCGCUUCUCAGUCGACCCUAGCAUCGCUGGUCUAGUGCUGUCCUACAUUCUUACCAUUGUGCAGAUGAUCCAAUUCACGGUGAGACAGCUCGCCGAGGUGGAGAACAAUAUGAACGCGACAGAGCGUAUCCACCACUACGGCACCAUGUUGGAAGAGGAAGCGCCAAUCCACAUGGGCGAGGUGCGUAAGACAUGGCCGGAACACGGCGAAAUCACCUUCAACAAUGUCGAGAUGCGAUACCGUGACGGGCUCCCUCUGGUCCUCAAGGGUCUCACCAUGCACGUCGCAGCAGGCGAGCGCAUCGGAGUGGUAGGCCGCACAGGAGCAGGCAAAUCCAGCAUCAUGAGCACGCUGUUCCGACUCAUUGAGCUGUCAGGCGGCUCCAUUGCCAUUGACGGCGUGGACAUCAGCACCAUCGGGCUGCACGACCUCCGGUCCAAACUGGCCAUCAUCCCCCAAGACCCCACCCUCUUCAAAGGCACGAUCCGCUCCAACCUAGACCCGUUCAGCGAGCACAGCGAUCUAGAACUGUGGUCGGCGCUGCGACAAGCGGACCUCGUGUCGAGCGAAGCGAGCCUCGACGACGCCAAAUCGGGCCGCAUCCACCUCGACUCGGUCGUGGAGGAAGAAGGGCUCAACUUCUCUCUGGGCCAGCGCCAACUCAUGGCCCUCGCGCGCGCGCUUGUCCGCGGCUCCCAAAUCAUUGUCUGCGACGAGGCGACUUCAUCAGUCGACUUUGAAACCGACCAGAAGAUCCAGAAGACGAUCCUCGAAGGGUUCAAGGGCAAGACGCUGCUGUGCAUUGCGCACCGGCUCAAGACGAUUAUUGGGUACGAUCGCAUCUGUGUCAUGGAUGCCGGGCGCAUUGCGGAGUUGGAUAGCCCGCUUCGCUUGUACGAGGCCGGUGGUAUUUUUCGGAGCAUGUGCGAUAGGAGUGGGAUUCGGAGGGAGGACUUCUUCCAGACAUCUUCUUGAUCAAAAAUACUUUUCAUUAAUGGUAGUAGCUAUGCGUGUGUGUGUGUGCGUUGAAUAGAAAAUCACAUGUAUGAAAUAACUAUACUCACUCAUAUACAUAUAUACAUAUCUGCUCUCGAUUGGCUAAUCUGCAAAAACAUGGUUGUUGGUUGUUACUUAAGUUUAUUCUUUGCUUGAGUUGUGUGCGAAAUACAACUAAACAACAUCUCUCACACACAUCAAAUCCCCUCUCCCCCUCAUAUGUAUCCUCCUCAACCAAAGCACGCAAGCAACCAAGUAAGCAAGCCAAGUCCACUCCCCUCCCUGCCUCAUCGCGAACCCCGGGACCCGCGAAACGCGCUCGCAAACGCGGGACCGCAAUCCAUCCAUCCAUCCUUCUUAGCUCUCCCCGGAGCCCAAGCGCGCCUUGCGCCUCGCGCCUUAAAGCAGACACAGACACAGACACGGGAGACCAACUUCUUAGACUCUCUUGUGUUCAUGCAACUCGGCGUCCCUCUUAUCGCAGCUUUUAUUUUUUAUCUUGCGCAAAAAGAGAGAGCGAGAGCGUGCUUUAGGAUUAGUGGUGCAGUGUACCAUGUCAAUGUAAUGCAAUGCAGUG